Messenger RNA from Cladophialophora immunda, 1531 nucleotides. RefSeq lists its product as uncharacterized. NCBI's taxonomy places the organism in Eukaryota, Fungi, Ascomycota, Eurotiomycetes, Chaetothyriales, Herpotrichiellaceae. The record is from RefSeq and is a predicted model, not a curated record. Gene Ontology annotation, biological process: ergosterol biosynthetic process. The coding region runs from base 191 to 1345 and encodes 384 amino acids. Gene Ontology annotation, molecular function: sterol 24-C-methyltransferase activity. Gene Ontology annotation, cellular component: endoplasmic reticulum. The transcript is spliced from 2 exons.
CCGGCCAGUAUAUUUUUUUGAACCCCAAUAGCAGCAGCCGUCAAGCCGUAUCGCUCUUUGAUUCCGGAUCGUGUCACUGACCGCUUGUCGCUCAUUCUUGUACAAGUACAAUUGAGGCAGAGAGACGCAUCACCUCCAGCUUUUUCCCAACUUGCACCUCUGUCCAGAUAUCCACCCCGGCUGUCUCAACAUGGCCCCUUCUGCUACCUCCCCAGUCACGGUCCUCGAGCAGGAGGACCACGCCCGCGAUGCCGCCUUCAACAAGGCGCUUCAUGGCAAGUCGGUGGAAGCAUCUGGUGGGCUGAUGGCCAUGCGUACCAAGGACAAAGCGGCGCAGAAGGCUGCGAUCGACGAGUACUUCAAACACUGGGACAAUAAAUCGGCAGCCACUGAGACUGAAGAAACCCGAAAGGCACGAAGAGACGAAUACGCCACCUUGACAAGACACUACUACAACCUCGCCACGGAUCUGUACGAAUAUGGAUGGGGCACCUCGUUCCAUUUCUGCCGCUUUGCUGCAGCCGAGUCGUUCUACAAGGCCAUUGCCCGCCAUGAGCAUUACCUCGCUUUGAAGAUGAACAUGCAAGAGAAUUGGCGCGUCCUGGAUGUCGGCUGUGGUGUUGGGGGACCUGCUCGAGAGAUGAUCAAAUUCACUGGGGCCAACGUUGUUGGACUGAACAACAACGACUAUCAGAUUGAACGGUCACUACGAUACGCAAAGAAGGAGGGCAUUGCAGACAAAUUCUCCGCUGUCAAAGGCGACUUCAUGCAAAUGUCUUUCCCUGAGAACAGCUUCGACGCCGUAUAUGCCAUCGAAGCCACAGUCCACGCCCCGAGCUUGCAGGGAGUAUAUGAGCAGAUUUUCCGCGUGUUGAAGCCUGGCGGUGUCUUUGGUGUGUAUGAAUGGCUCAUGACCGACAACUACGACAACGACAGUCCUCAGCACCGCGAGAUCCGACUUGGCAUCGAGCAGGGAGACGGCAUUUCCAACAUGGUCAAGGUCUCGGAAGGGUUGGCCGCCAUCAAAGCCGCUGGAUUCGAGCUGGAGCACCACGAGGAUCUCGCCGAGAGACCGGACGCGAUCCCGUGGUACUACCCUCUCGCAGGGGAGUUCAAAUACAUGGGCAGCCUCGGCGACGUCUUCACAAUCGGGCGCAUGACAUGGUGGGGACGCGGGUUGAUCCAUAAGUUUAUUGGGGUUGGCGAGACUCUGAGAAUGAUGCCUCGUGGCACGCAGAAGACGGCAGACAGCCUGGCACUAGCGGCUGACUGUUUGGUCGCUGGCGGGAAACAGAAGUUGUUCACGCCCAUGUACUUGAUGAUUGCGCGGAAACCCAAAGCUUGAGAAGGCCACCAGGAAUAUGAAAUCAACAAAAAGGGCGUUUCUGGAGUAGCUUUGACAGUGAUCAGUAGAGGUAGACGGAGGCACACUUCUGGUGCUUGCUGCAUCAUUAUAGCCUAAUUCAGUGAUUGUACAUAUGUAUACCGGGUCCUGCUGUAUUCACGAUGGACGGAUACAAUUCCUUGUGGC